UAAAUAUCUGUUUUUGUCAACAUUUCACUCAGCAGACAAACUUUUAUUUUGUGAUUAAAACAGUUUGUAUAUUAACUUUGAUGUGUUGUGUAGGAUCUUGUUUUUUCACAUGAUGUGCAGCUGCCGCAGGAGCCUGCUCAGCAGAUAACCACUGCACUGCCAGCCUGCCUCAGAAUAACUCGGCUAUAUGUGGCCUGAGUUAAUCCUUAAAGACGAGUGCUGCAGAGCUCCCUUCCUGCCUGUCAGUCAAAGUCCAGCACUGAGACACAAAGGACUUUCCCUCCUGAGAUCUGCAGGACAACACAAAGAUGACAGUAGACAGCCCGCAACUCAGCAGGACACCUCCACUGGGUGAGUCCAGAACAACAUGUACCUCAUAUUUCAUCUUGAUCUUUGACUGUCAUGUUUUGGGAAGAUUCAGAUGAUAGUUUGGAUUUUUCUGCUCAGUAGUGAUAAUUUUUUUAGUUUGACUCAUAUUUCUAGAGAGGUUUGCACAUCACAAAGAAGCAGAUGUGUUUAAAACGUACAUUUUUAGUGAAGGAGUCUCAUGUCUGUUUUUGUUAAGUAAUUUAUUAGCUUAUUAAAGCUUUCCACCUUGUUACGUAAGAGGCUUUUCAGGAGUCUGGCAACAACUCACUGUUGCUCUUUCAAGCAACUCAGAGUUGUUUUCUAUUACCUGCCAUGAGACUCGUAUCAAAGGUGAGGUUUUCCAUUUCCUUUCAUUUCUAUUUCCAAUGAAAGUCAGACUUCUGAUAGUUGUACCAUCAUCUGCUGAAGAAAACCCAACAUGGAGGAGCAGGAGUCUGACUCUUAGCAGGUUUUUAGCUGCAGCCUGGAUGCUGUGAGACUUAAAGGUUGUGUAAUAAUUUACUCAAUUUAUGAGACACAUGUUAACAUUCCAAAAUCUAUCAUCCAUUAAAGACAAACAGCCUUUUUUUUGUAUUAAAAGAGCUUCUGGGAAAAGAAAUCCAAGAGUUAACGUGUACUUUACAGAAAAUGAAGUUGUCAAACCAAAAGUCAGCCUGGUCUGCGUAAUAGUUUGUAAACAAAAAACACUAAUUUCUGGGGUUGAUAUUAUUAGGUUAUUUACGGUUUCAUUUCAUUCUGUGUCUCGUCUGCCUCACCUGUUGCUCGUUUCCCAGAGUCUAUAUAGUCUCUGUCUUCCCUCUGUCCUGGAUGGUUCAUUGUGUGUGUUGUAUGUCGAUGUCUCUGUGUGCCUAUCUUUCUUUUUGCCCCAGUGAUUUUUGGUUCUUUGGAUUUUGCCUCUUGUGUUUUUUUUGUUUUGUUUUUGCCUUUGAGAAUAUUUCUGUUGGACAUUUAAAGUAAGUUUUUGUUGCUUUUCAUUUGGUUAUUUUAAAAUAAAUCCUUUUUUGUGUUCUACAUUUUGGGUCUUUUUCGUUUUGUUUAACUUCAGAUCAUCACACACUUUGAAAAGUCAUCACAGGAGCUUUCAAUCUGAAAUCUGUUGUACUUAUAUUGUCUGAUUGACUGUGAUUCUUAAGUCGAUUCAGUCACACAUUAGUUUAAGUUUUGCUUUUCUUUAUCUGUUUUAUUUGUUUACUUAAAACUUUAUGAAAGCCGCUGAUUUUGUGAAGCAGACAAAUCAACAAAGUUAAAAAAAACUCUGAUCUGCACCAUGAGAAGGUUUUUUUCAGUGUUAAUCUCCAAAAUACUCAAUGUGAUAAAAGCACAAAGAACUAAAUACAGAACAGAGAGUCUGACAGACCAGUGAAUGAUUAAUGGUUAUAAAAGACAUGACUCCUGAUCACAAGUCUGAGCCACACUCAUGGCAGACCUUCUCAGUCGAGGGCAGAAUAAUAAUCUGAGUCUGCAGCAGAUUGUUGGUAGAUUAUAUCAUCCUAAUCUCAGACUGAAAAACAGACUCAGCAGUAACUGGUCCUCGGUUGCAAAAGGAGGUUUAUAUAUGUGUGUCUGUGCACAAAUUAAGGCUCUUCUGCAGUUUUUAUGAGAUUUACAACAUGAUAUGUAAAUAAUAAUAAUAAUAAUAAUGCAUCAGAUUUCAUAUAGCGCUUUAUCAGAGACCCUCAAAGCGCUUUACAUUGGAUACAUCAUUCAUUCGCUCACACGGUCACACUUUGGUGACUGUUGGUAAAUGUUAGUGAUUCAUGUAGACAGUCUAACCCUGUAAUUGCCUUUAUAGAAUUUGAAGCUGGAGACACAUCAUUUAAAAAAAUCUCUUCCCUGAAAUAAAUUCUGUUCAUUAAAGAUCAGUCUGAUGUCUCUGCUUUUCUGUCUAACGUCUCAGUGCAGUGAUGCCUCCUCUGCUGCCUCCUCCAAGAUGGACAGUUCAGCUGUGAGCGAAACACAACCGACCACCAUGAGUGCAGACACCGACUGCAGAACCGAGUCGGACUCGGAGCACAACGGCCUGGACUCGGAGCACAACUGCGAGCUGGCCGACCUUGUAGCCGCCAUGAACGUGGCCGCCAACCGUGUGACCCCUCCUAACGGCUACAGGUCAGGAACCCCGAGGUCCACCGUGAGCGCCCAGAGGGCUCGGUUCUCAGACAGGAAGCUGUCGUUGCAGGAGAGGGGGAGCCGCAUGGCCCGACAGCCCACCAUCGAGACCAAACGUGUGUCCAUCACAGACGGUGAUGUGAGGAGACUUCACAUCAUGCUCAGUGAAAUCUGCUCAGUUUGAGUUUAUUCAGCAGAGGAUUGAACAGAGUGAUGUGUCCUUGAUUCAGUUCUCUGUUGGUUUUCUGCAGGAAUGUGUUCAGCUCAACCAGUACAAGCUGAAAAAAGAGAUCGGAAAGGUGAUUCAUGGAAACUGAUGAUGUGUCUUGAGACAGAAGUGACGGCAGAGAAUUUAUAAAACGCUUAUUUUUACUCCACAGGGUUCAUACGGCGUGGUGAGGCUGGCCUAUAAUGAAGACUCUGAGCAGUACUAUGUAAGAAGAAUUAAAGAUACUGUCUAUCCUCAGAGGUUUUACAUGUUUGUACAACUGAGUGUUAUAUUCUUCAUUUCUUAAAUCUAGGCGAUGAAAGUUGUCUCCAAAAAGAGGCUCAUGAAGCAGUGUGGAUUUUUCCGUGAGUAGCAACAACAUUUCAGCAUUUAAAGAUCAUCCUGCUCUCUUGUCUCAUUGAUUUUGUGUUUAAUUUCAGGCCGCCCCUCGCCUCAGGGAUCAAACUAUCCACAGGAUCCGUACCCCAAAGCUGUGCUGCCUCUGGAGAAAGUGUACAAAGAAAUCGCCAUCCUGAAGAAACUGGACCAUCAUAAUGUGGUUAAACUGGUGGAGGUCAGUCAUUCGUCUGCUCCUCGAAACCAGUUUGAGGUUUUUUUACAUUAGUGACAUAGACUGAAAUUUAUACUGAUGCCUUUAAUGAUAUAAAAAAGCAAACAAGACCAUCAGGAAUAAAAUUGAGAAGUUUUUUAGGUGUCGGUGGAGUCUACAUCUUCUUGUUGUCUACAUGUUCAUACGGCAUUUUUCUGACACUAAAGGACAUAUCAUGAAAAAAAAACAAAGUGCAAAAUUUGUAUUUCUGAGUUUUUUCGUAUUCCAUCGCUUCUGGCAGACCCAAUCAGCAGGUUCAGAUACAGUGAGAUUUCCUACAUAGCAAAUCCAAGCUCCGCCCCCAGAGCCCCGAUAUGCAGGCCCGACUCAGAGAAAUGGAGAGGAUGAUCGCGGAACAAGCAUGUGCGUUAGCAGAUGGUUUGUGUGAUGUUUGUUAGAAAGUUAAUUGUGAACUUUCAUCAUACCCCUAAAGACAUUAGUGUGCGAGAGCUGAAUAGCUCCUAUGUUACCUGCCACUUCUACUACACCGACAGUGUUAGGCUGCAAGCUAGCAUGAAGACGAGUGUGCAGAGCAGCGCUGUCUCUGCCCACUUGUCUUCAUGCUAGUCUGCCUACGACUCAGAGGUGAAUUGCUAAUGAGCUACAGAAGAAAAGUCCUUGAAAAUGAGACACAGGUAACACAGUUUUGGCUAAAACUUCAUAAACAUAAUUUAAAGACCACUAAGAACACUUUAAGUAGUAAAAAAAAAAAACAAUCGGAAUAGGACUUUAAAGGGUUGCAUUGAAAACCGGACUUAUUCAUUUGUACAGGAUAUAAACUGAUUUAAAGCUCCUGUGAGGAAUGUCUGGUUUAUGUUGAUCACUUUUGCCGAUCUUGUGUAGGGAGCGUCUCCUGACUAAAACUUGAUUGUGAGUCUUGAUGCUGAUGAUCAUACGAUAAAAACUCCUCACUGGAGCUUUUUAAUGUGUCUUGCAGGUUCUUGAUGAUCCGGAUGAAGACGGACUCCAUAUGGGUAUGAACCUAAUCAAUCUUUCUGCAGCAAUUUUAAUUUGAUCACUUCUGUUUCACUCAAGUGUGAUUUUUGCCCUCAAGCCUUCGAGUUGAUGACAAAAGGGUAUGUUUCUGUGCGUUUAUGGGUCUUUUCAUGUUUCAAAGCUAGCACUCUAGCCCGUCCAUCGAGUGUGUGAUUCAUAAAACCUUUACCUUUUCUUCUUCCUCCUCUUCUUCAUGUCGGUCAGGCCGGUGAUGGAAGUACCCACAGACGAUCCUUUCACAGAGGAGCAGGCUCGCACUCACUUCAGAGACGUUGUCCUGGGAAUAGAGUACUGUAAGUUUGGUCAAUUACUGCUCUUAUAUUAAUCUUUGUUUUAAACUCAUGCAUGACUUUAGUUGCGUUUAAUCAGUAAAACUCACAUAUUGACUUCUCUUGAGCAGUGCACUACCACAAGAUCGUCCACAGAGACAUCAAACCCUCGAAUUUGCUCCUGGGGGACGACGGUCACGUUAAAAUUGCGGACUUUGGAGUGAGUAACGAGUUUGAGGGGACUGACGCCCUCCUGUCCAGCACAGCGGGGACGCCGGCCUUCAUGGCCCCAGAAAUGAUGACCGAGUACGAGCAGAGCUUCAGCGGGAAGGUGAGAAGAAACUUCAGCCUCACAUGAACAAGAAAUUAAACAACCUGUGGAGUACAAACUGAGAGAAAUUGUCUAUAAAUUAUGUCCUGCUGCUGCCUGCCGAGAGCACAGCCCUGAUUAUGACUCUGUUUACCAGGCAUUGGAUGUGUGGGCGAUGGGAGUCACACUGUACUGCUUUGUUUUUGGGAAGGUAAGCAGGUUUGCAGCAAAGUGCAUCUCACAAAACAAAACCAACGUUUGAGUGACUGGAUUUCUUUCUGAACUGUUGCAGUGCCCUUUCUACGAUGAGUAUAUCGUCGCUCUGCACAACAAGAUCAAGAACAAACCGGUGGAGUUUCCAGAGACGUAAGAAAACAGCUGGUUGUAAAAAUCAGAUUCAGUUCAUUCACUUUUGAUCCACAGAGAGGAGGGACUGCUGCAGAGUUAGUAUUUCUCCAGAGGGUGAAAGCAACGCCGAGCAGCAGAUGAUUUUGCUCAUGAUGCACAGACAAAAAUACAAACAAAACUUAUUUUUAAAUGUGCCGCAGAAGAUGCAAACACCAGAAUACUCCUUAUAAGCAUGUGUAAGAUUAGUCCUAGGUAAGUCCUGUUUAACUUCCUCUACAGGCCAACGAUAAGUAACGACCUGAAGGAUCUCAUCGAGAGGAUGCUGGAUAAAAACCCCGUAACCAGAAUCACCAUCCCGAAAAUUAAGGUGACAACAGAACAAACUUUACUCUUUUUUUUAUUUUACCUGUGUAACUUUCUCUAAAAACAAACUGUGCUUUUCUGUGUCCGUGCUCUGACAGCUCCAUCCGUGGGUGACAGAGGACGGCUCCAACCCUCUCCCUCUGGAGGAGGAGCACUGCACGGCGGUGGAGGUGACUGAGGAGGAGGUGCAGAACAGCGUCAAACUCAUCACCAGCCUCUCUACUAUGGUGAGCUGUCGGACUCAAUAAGAGCAAUCUUAUUGAUGCAGUAAAACAUGUGGGACUUCAGUGUUAAUAUAUCAGGGUAAGUGAACAGGGGAGGUUACAGUUAACCAGUGAGUUAACCCGUUAGUGCCCAAAUCUGUCUCAGGAAAAAGUCUCAUUUUCUCAUUCUCUCUUUUAUCAAUAUAGCUGUCCUUAUUUAGACUUAUUUAGUACUUUUAACAAGUGUGAGCACAAGGUGAUAUUUCUGCAGAUUUUGGUAAUUUUUACAAACUACAACUAGUGUUGUGUCAUUCGUGAAGGAUCCGUUCAAAUGAACCGAAUCUUUUAGGUGAACGUACUGAACCAAAUUACUUCCUCAAGUGAUUAGUUCGUUUCUCACUUCAUUUGAGGUGAAGUGAGAAACAGCAUUGCCAGGCCAGCAGCCAGCGACCGAGGGACCGCAUGCACCUACCCCUGAAUCACUCGGUGAACUAAUCACCCAUUGAACUACACUCUCUGGAAUAAUUUUUGUCGGUCAAAACUAUCUUUUUUUUCACUGCUAAAUUGCCACCACAACAACUUGCACAUCGUAUCUUUGCAGCGGUUUGCGAGUGAACGGUGAAUGUUCAGUUUGAAUUCUUCCAAACAUUCAGUGAACGAAUCACUCACUAAGCCCAACUUACUGAGCAGACCUGAUAAAUAGCAUACCAUAGGACAGUACACUUAAAACAUCAUGACUUAUAAACAAGUUAAUUUUUACAAACCUGUUUUUCAAAGCAACACACCCAAACACUCUCAUCUCCUGGUCCCAGAAGCUAUGAAUUGAACCGGAUCCUGAACCGUUCAGCUGAGUAUCAGUUCAGGAGAUCGGAGUCACAGGCUUCUCCAGCUGAAUGAUUCUGUGAUUUGGUGAACAAAUCUUUUGAACGAAUCUUUUUAGUGAACUGAUUCUAAUGAUUCAGUACAUCUAAAAGGACUGCCGUUCCCAUCAAACUAACUUCAACAAACUCAGUUGAGUUAAAAUGUUUAUAAAAGUGUUCAGAGGCUUUAGGCUUGAACACUUUGUGAAUUUUAAAUAAAAAUCUAUGAAAAUUCGGAAACAAAAUAAUGAAUUUUAAGGAUAACUUCAGUUUUACAACACUGGGAGAAAAUUAUUUGCAAUGGUUUCACAAAAAGCACUUACCCAGCAGGAACAACAAUCAUACACUUGUCUUAAACGAGUUAAUCUGAUUAAAUUCAAAACAAGAUUUCAGAUUUUUUUUUUUAAAAAUACAGAUUAAACCUUGUCAAAGUGUGUAUUUCUUUGUUUCUAUGUGAUUGGAGGACGUUAGUGUACCUCCUCCCUCUUAAUGUCCUCUACAGAUCCUGGUAAAGUCCAUGCUGAGGAAGCGCUCUUUCAGUAAUCCCUUUGAGUGUCAGGGCAGACGGGCAGAGAGGUCCAUGUCUGCUCCUGGAGGUCUUCUUACGUAAGUAGCCUACUCUGCAAAUCCUGCUGCUCCGCUCUGACAGACCGCCAGCUCUGCGAUUAGGCCUCUAACAAAACAAAGCAGUGAGCAGAUGCUUGGAUAAAAAUAGAUCACUUACAUACUUUAUAUGCGAGGUGUGUCUCACUUAUCAAAUCUAUGGGAUCUCUGAAUGCUAACAAGCUCUUACACUCUAUUUAUUCUGCUUUGAGCUUCAAAUUAGGAGCUCACUCAGGCAGGUAAAAGCAUCUAUUUUAUCUCCUACAUGGAUGCUUCAGCAGCAGUAAUGGCUGCUCUGCUUUUGUUUGUUUUUCCAUUAAAAAGGCAGGCCUGUCUGUGUAGGGGGGAGUGGGGGUGGGAGUGAGUGAGGGGGGGUUUGCUGGCACAGCUAAUUACACCUCCAUGUGAAGAGAUGUGGAGCUGCAGCCUCCUCCAUACAUGACCAGGCUGCUCCGCCAGCUCUGCGGACUCCCACACAGUGAAAUCUGUGCAGAUCAGGCAGCCUGACACUUAAUACGUGAAUGAGAAACAGCAGAAUGACUGUGAAGACUCAGAACCACCUAAACGUUAUUUCUUAUAGCUGAAUGUUUUCUUCAGUUUAGUUUGAGUUUUUGUUUUUAAAGAAGCUAUGAACUUUUUUUGGACCCAAAUAACAAACAGUCAGACCCUGUGAGUAAAUAUAGACAAAAUAUGUAAAUAACUAUAUUGUAGGAGUAUAUAAUACAUCGUAUAGUGCUGUAAUAUUUCUAUACCAGCUUGUCUUAAAUAACUCUUACUGCAUUAUGAAUUUAAUAUCAAUGUUUCUUCAACUCUGGCGGUUGCACUAAUGUCAAAAUUUUCUUUUUUUUCUACAUAAAGUCGUUACUAUAAUUGCAGCUUUCUCAAAAGCUGAUCACAUGACAUGUUACUCAUCAUCUACCUGAAUCAGAAAACAAAAACUGAAUUUUCCCCCCUGAAUUUUAAUGCAGUAAUAACAUACAAAAGUUAAUAUGGUAGAAACCUGUUGAAAAUGUGUCCUUUCUCAGGUUUUGGUCCUUUUUUGUUGUCUUGCUUAGCAUGACAGCUCAGAAUCAUACAGUACCUUUGUGAGUCUGUGUGUAGUAUUUUUAUUAAUAUGAACACGCUUUUAUUUGUAGACAUAACAUUUGUGCAAUAUAUUGUACAAGAAAGUGAGUUGUAUUCUCCUUGAAUCCAAGUCCAAAUGAGAUUUUAUACGGAGCUGUGUGAGAAGCUCCUGUAAAGAAAGUUCAAAGUUUGGUUCAGUCUCCUUGUAUAUUUUUUAUUUUUCUCUCGAUACUAUAUUUUAUGAUACAAUACGAUAUAGGCUAAUAAAUUCAUUAAACUCAAACAGAAGUUUUAAAUUCUGAGAGCAUAGUUCCAGUUUGCAUGUAAUUUCUACUUCAUCUAUUUAAGCAUCUCUUUUUAGUCAGAUGUAUCCUAUAAAAAAUAGCAGUACUGGAUAAAGGAAUAACGGAGACAUUAAGAUCUUAACUGUGACGAAGAAGCGCUAAACCCUUUGGUAAAACAUCAAAACAGCUGCAUACUCUUUAUGUGGCCGUUCGCUCGUCCACAGACCUAAACUCCAACACCUCAGUCGAUUAAUGUUCUCCAAAAACUCUCAAAAGAGUUUCUGAAGUUGGAGUUUGUCUCUCAGCCAUCUUUGUGAUCAUGAAUGAACAGGACGGUAUGGCUUGCUCAGUGUUGGUCUCAAAGCUGUUAAGCUCGUCGAUUAACACAUUUACAGUCUUAAUACUAAGCUAAGCAGCUAAUCUGGCUGGAGCUUAAUAAUUAACCUUUUGUACAGAUGUGACCGCAACAUUCAUUCUGCCUUUUUCUUUGCAAAAACAAACAUAAUAUGUGAUUCUGCCUUUGGAACGUUACUAUAAAAUCUGUGUCUGCCAUCAGCUCCAUUAAAAUACUAACACGGUGUGACAUUACAUCUCCUUUUUGCAGCGGCACUUGGGGCUUAUUGGGGUCUUCGCCUCAGCUUCAUCCUUCCCUGAGGUAACUUUCUCUAACUGCUCUUAGCUUGAGCUCCAUGCGCUUCAUACACGGCUCAGCUCAUCAGUUGUUUGUUCAGCCUUAAGAGGAUUUAAGAGAGACAAGACAACACAACGCACUCAACAACGAGCUGUACCUGAAAUAAAUGGACACACAGUUCCUGUCCAGUGCUUUGUGUUGACUCUCCUGUCUCUGUCAUGUGUCCUCUGGAGGCUGACGUGGAUGAGGAGGAGGAGGGCAUGCACCCUGUGACAGUUUUAGUCUAGUGUCAUCCCCCCUUUACCCUUCUCUUCCUUCCCAUAAUCUGCAAUUUCCCUGAUUACCUAUAAUAACAUGAACGGACGUCUUUCUUCAGCAGGAAAGUCAGCAAUGAGGGGAGCAGAGACGGAGAGCUGGAGGACUUGUAUGAAGACGAUACAUUCACAGAGUUCACGGAUGAAAAAGACAUGUAAACAAAAACUGAAGACGAGCCGAUUGUUCCCUCUUUUAUUGCAUUUCUGCUUUAAAUCUUGUUUUCCUACUUUAAGCAAAAAGAUUGUAAUAGUUCUGCAAUCUAAUUUAAUAUAUUAUUUAACAUUUUGACUGAAUACUGUGUCAAAUGUGUAAAAUGAUCCAGAGGGAGGUUAGAUGUUAAUUUAUCCGCUUUGCUUGUUUACUUGUUUUGCUAAUAUCUAAAUAACAGACAGCAUGAAUGUGAGUCCUGACACGUAAUUUAUUCACUUUGGAUUGUGAAAACUGUAAAUACGCUC
Messenger RNA from Xyrichtys novacula (pearly razorfish), 9998 nucleotides. Lineage: Eukaryota; Metazoa; Chordata; Actinopteri; Labriformes; Labridae. The record is from the annotation of a GenBank genome assembly.